This is a messenger RNA of Amphibalanus amphitrite, 1572 nucleotides long. Its product is annotated as carbonic anhydrase 12-like. The transcript is spliced from 3 exons. The record is from RefSeq and is a predicted model, not a curated record. NCBI's taxonomy places the organism in Eukaryota, Metazoa, Arthropoda, Thecostraca, Balanomorpha, Balanidae. The coding region runs from base 1 to 1572 and encodes 523 amino acids. Gene Ontology annotation, molecular function: zinc ion binding; carbonate dehydratase activity.
AUGGCUGCAGCUCUUUCCGUCGUCUUGCUGGUGUUGCUGCGGUCGUCAUGGAGCAGCGGUUGUGAGCCGGUGGGGCCCGAGGGCCAUGGCUGGAGCUACCACGACCUGCACGCCUGGAACAGCGUCGAGGGCUCGCAGUGCGGUCAAAUCAGCAAGCAGCAGUCGCCCAUUGAUCUGACCCGCGGUCGGUGCGGGGCCUCGGACGCUCAGCCACCGCACGUGGCGCUCAACAGGAACUGGUGGCCGGUGGUCGUCUCCAACGACGGCAGGACACUCAAGAUCGACUUCGACUGCUUCGGCGCCGUGGACGGCCUGGCCAGCCCCAUGAUGCUGUUCUUCCCCGGGGCACAGAGUGACCUGCAGGUGUCGAAGGAGGACCUGCGAUACGAGCUGGCAGAGGUGCACUUCCACUGGGGUGGGAAGGGCAGGAAGGGCUCCGAACACGCCAUCGAGGGUCAGCGAUUCGACGCCGAGGCGCACUUCAAGUUCAAGCACGUGACCUACUCGCUGACGUCCUACUACCAGGUGCGUCUGACGGAGGGUGCGCUGUACGCUGUCGGGGUGCCGCUGAUCGCCGGCGCCGGCGAGCGCUUCAACCUGGUCUCCGACACCGGCUUCCCAACGUUCGGCCUCGAGGACACCAUGAGUCAGGUGCGCAGGUACAACACCGGUUUCAACAUGACCAUCAACGUCGCCGAGCUGAAGACGCUCUUCGACCGGGUGCUGCAGAACGUGUACAAGUACACGGGAAGUCUGACCACACCGCCGUGCACGCUUAAGCUUCCCUGGCUGGUGUCGGCUGAACCCACUUACAUCAAACCAGAGUUCCUCGCCGAACUCAGGAAGCUGCGAGAUGAAAAGGGCAGCGUCAUCAAGCAUAACGUUCGUCCACUUCAGAAGAAGACUCUUGGAGUUCGAGGUGCGGCUCUGCUGGUGCUGCUCAUAGCCCGGUGCCAGGGCUGUGGUCUGGCCCCGCCCGAGGGCCUGCCCUGGAACUAUCGGGACUUCCAGCACUGGGAGAGUCUGGACGGAUCAUUCUGCGGCGAGCAAGAGGAGCAGCAGUCGCCCAUCGAUCUCUAUGGCGAAGAGUGUGACGAGGACGAAUCCUAUCAGCCACGCGUAAAGCAAAACAGCAAGACAUGGGACGUCACGGUGACGAACAACGGCAGAACGCUCAAACUGAUGUUCGACUGUGAUAACCAGGUGGCCAGCAAUGAGGCCCACGGCCCACUGACUCUCUACUCCGAUGUCGGAAUGGAACACGAAGGUCUGGAUUAUGACCUGGCGGAGCUGCACUUCCACUGGGGCGAGGACGACCAACACGGCUCCGAGCACGCGCUGAAAGGUAACAAGUUUCCCGCUGAGGCCCAUCUGAAGUUCAAGCACCGGUCUCACGCGGGCGUCGCGUUCCACGUGGCUAAGCUGACGGAGGCCAAGCCGGCAAAGGUGAAGUCUUCGCUUCUGGACGAACUAAGAAAGCUUAAGGACGAGACAGGCCAACAGAUUAAACGUAACUACCGAGAUUUGCAGCAGCACACCGACGAGCUGGAACUGUGUCGGCACGACGAUUAG